AUGGAUGAACUCACUUCAGAGGAAAUGGCUGCACUUGAUGCAGGGGACUCGUAUACGUUCAGCAGUUUGACUUCAAGCCACGUUCAUCAAGUGAGAGACCAGAAGAAACUCGGGAAAAAAUGUCGGGAUGAAAGUUCCUUGACGAGCAUAUUUUCUGUAAGACCGAUCAAGCCUGGAGACUUCCGGUUAGUGAUGCACGGAAAGAAAUUGCGAAGCUUCGACAUGAGCUUACGCGUCAACAAUGAAUUGAAGAGCCUUGAGGGUGGAAUCAAUUUAGCAUUGGGUCACGGCGACAUCAUUGAAUGCUUUCAUCGCCAAAUUCGUGAGUUCGAUAAUCAUCUUAUUCCAAUGAUCGACAGUGCAUCGAAAUCUGAUCAACAUCACAACAUGCCUGUUGCUCGUUUGAACUUUCAAGUUUCCUCUCUCGAUUUUGAAGCCGCUUACAAUCUUGGCAAGAGGAUAAAUAUGUACAGUAUUUACCGUGACAACGGCGAAGUACAAAUGCUCCCUGUCAACUUGAAAAUUAAUUUCCACGAAAUGGUCAUGUUUUUGCAACCUAAUGGACGUUGUGUACAAGAGGAUAAGACUCCGUCUCUGCUUUCCCUUCCUCGGCUGAUGAAGACGAUGAUCUUGAAAUGUUUGAAUCCUGUGGAAGCUAUCAGAAACCUCGCCCCUGUGUGUCGAUCAUUCUUCGAACUUGUGAGGAAAGAAGACAUUUGGACUGACCUGGAGCUUCCCAGGCAUGUGUUUUCUUCUGCCCCUCUUGAACGACUGGAUGACUUCUUCAAUUUUUUUGCGGGGUUGAAGCGAUUGCAUUUAUCGUAUAUUUUCGACUGGAAUAAGCCCAGGGAUCGCGCAUUGGCGCUUCCAGGUGUUGAUUCGAAUGCCCCCACGGAAUUUAUUCACUUUCUUGGCUCUGGGGUGCUUCGAAGUUUUCAUGCUCAACAGUUUCCUGUUGAAAUCGACGAGGAAGCUUGGAUCCUGGCUAACAAGUUGGGAACGUUUUCCAGCUUGGAAUCCCUCAGCUUGUGCGAAGAAAUGUUUGAAGAGAUGCCAGUUUCCUAUGAGCCAGUCCCAGUCGUCCUUUUCCCAGAGUUGAAGUCUAUAUGGUUGCAAAAGACGGUACCCGGGAGAACGGUUCGGCGUUUAAUGAAAAUGCCAUUACUGGAAAGAUUCUGCGUUAUGUCUUCUGUACCAAGGAACGGAUAUCCUGAACGGAAGGUGAGGCGAGCCCCCUUUGAAGACUACCCCACGGGAUGGCUAGAAAAUCUGAAGUUCGUUUCUGAUUACGAUCUCUUGGAGGCAGUCAUUCCUUAUUCGAAAAUGAUAAACCUCGAAUGCGUGGCUUUAAUUUCUCUGAGUUGUAAUGAGGGUAUUACUGCUUGUGAUGCCCAUGAUGGAUCCUCUGCUACGUGUGUCCUCGAAGAACUUCGUUGGUGUUCCAAGCUCAAAGGACUUGUUCUUCGGGUACCAGAUCAUGGUAUUCCAAAUGAUGCCUUCAAAAGAAUGCCUCAGGAAUGGGAAUUCGCCGCAUUUUCAGGCCUGGCUCGCGGUGUGGUAUCCACCCUGAAAAGUUUCGCUCGGAAUCAAAAUUCGCUGGAUGAUUUGUGGAUUCACGUUUCCUCCUCAAAGGACUUGAAGGAAAUUCUCCGAGCAUUGGCGAGUUUCAAGCUACUCAAAAAUGUAGUGCUUGUGCUCAAGCAAAGGGAUCGCGUCAGCUGCAAACAAUCAAUGUCCGCGUGUAUGAGAGCAAUGAAGAUGUGUUGGGGUAUGCCGUCUGAUGAUAUUGACGGAUCAUCGUCAUCACGGAAGACCGUCUCUGAUGCUGGUGGAGAUUUCUUUGUGAAGCAAGUCACUUUGCUUAUUGUGCGUUCCUAUGAUGUCGCUGCUGUUUUGCGGAAAGAGUCCAUUUUUCCCGGCUUUUACGCCAAGCAACAGAGUGACAUCUAUGUCCACAAACUGGUGAAUGGAGCCAAAAUGGGAGAACCUUGUCCAGCUCAAGAGCAUCUGCAGAAAUGUUUCUCUAUCCAAGAAAAUCCGAGUGGGGAUUUUCUCCUGAGAAAGCAUAGAGCAUGGGUUUCCUCAUUCCGACUGAAGGCACUCAUUAACGGGAAAAAUGUGCUUUACUGCAGUGGAUCCAUUGUCAAACUAUUCCACGGAGACAUGAUUGAGUUCUUCGAUCGUCAGAUUCCAUGCUUCAGGGUCAUGUUCCUGCUGGCGGUUGGAUGUCCUGUGCGAGAGCCCCAAGUUUCGCCCUUGCUUGCAUUCCCUUGGAUUAUCAUCAGAAACAUCUUGAAGUUUCUGAAACCAUUCGAAAUGAUGAAGCAUGUAGUUCUAGUUUGUCAGCAAUUUUUCGACCUGUUCAGAGCUGGCGGCAUUUGGACUCAUCUGAAUUUGAAUGCAGUUGUUGGAAUCACCGAAGUUCCCUUUGGUCACCUGGAUGACUUUUCAAGACUUUUUUCUGUAGAGUCCUGGGUCCAUUUGGAAACGUUGGUGAUCGGGUCUUCGUAUUUUGGACACAUGUUCGCGCUCGCGGCGCAAGAUGGCGCCAUUGUGAUACCGAAUUGUCAGGAAUUGACGAUGCUGUGUUCUUUGAAUCAUGCCUGUCUUGUUGCCAUGAAGCAGGUUUUUCCUAGAAAGCAGACUUUUCAGAACCUGGAGUCCCUGGCCUUGCUGGAGAACAUUUUUGAGGACAUGCCUGCAUUUGAGGAAACGUCCUAUGUUCUUUUCCCGAAGUUGAAAACACUCUAUUUGCAAGAUGUAUCACCAUUGACUGUGCUUGGCCAGUUGCUGAAGAUGCCUUGUUUGGAGAUGCUGUGGAUCAAGCAUGAUCAUUUGCAAUCAUUUCUGCAACCUCCACCACUUCAUGUCUUUGAGGAAUGCCCCAAGGAAUGGCUUGCAAAUCUCAAAUCUGUUGCUGCUGAUUUGUGGGAGACCUGCAUUCCUUAUUCAAAAAUGAUCAAUCUGGAAAUUGUAGCCUUCUUUUUCUUGCAUCAUGUGCUGGCUACAAGACCUUUGGAGAUUCUCAUGGAGGAACUGAGUUACUGCUCAAAGUUGAAAGGAUUGAUCCUGCAUGUGCCAAAAUAUAUUCCUUGUGAAGCCUUCAGCCAACUUGCACAGAAAUUGGAAUUUGCUGCAUUUUCUGGGGAACCCUGCAAGAUGAUCCCUGUGCUGAAAAUGUUUGCUGAGAGUCAGAGUUUCAUUGAGGAGUUGUGGAUUCAAGUGCUUGAUAAAAAUAGUGUGGAAGAAAUUAUCUGCGUCGUGAAAACGUUCAAGCGACUCAGAAACGUUGCUUUCGUUUUCAAAGAAGAAUUUUUCUUUGGGAGCAGAAUUGAAAGCUGUUGGGCUUGGCUUGAGGCAUUACUCAAGAGAUGCGUUUGUCCAGCAUCUGGAGAAUCAUCCUUGAAACAAGUCACUGGGAUUUGUCUGAAAUUACGGCGUUAUCAGUCUUUCACUUUCAACAUUGAGCUGCAAAAAGAGACUGAUUUUUCAUCAUCAGCCAUCAAAAAAUUCUUUGCCAAUGGGUUGAAGUAUAUGCCGAACACGGAAGAGAGGGAUACAAUUUCAGAUGAGGUUCACCUGGUUGAUGCCAUUUUUCCAGACCCUGUUCUGUACUUUUAG
This is a messenger RNA of Notodromas monacha, 3621 nucleotides long. NCBI's taxonomy places the organism in Eukaryota, Metazoa, Arthropoda, Ostracoda, Podocopida, Cyprididae. The record is from the annotation of a GenBank genome assembly.